AAUUGUGGCAAGGGUGUGACUUAGGCCCGCCGAUGGUCAUCGUUACGAUGGCAUUUAGGCAUGUCGUGUGGGAUGGCGUGGGGCGCCUGUAAUCACUGGGAGGUCGACGUCAUGUGCUAGGUGUGUUUUCGAAGCUGUGAUGUUGUUCUUGGUGGAGAGUCCUGACGGGUAUCUUUUGGCGUGCAGGGAAACUGGACGAAUGUGCGUAGUGUUGUUGGUACGGGGAGCAAGAAACAGGUCUUUGUCUAGGAUCGAGCGCGGACAGGAAAAUGAGUCAAGAUAAGAACGAUUGGCUGAAGAGGACGUCGACCUUUUCGCGAAUCAUGAACCCUGAGCUGCACACGAAGCCCAACCUGAUGGUGGGGGCCAUUGGCACGGGUGUGUUUGUAUUCCCUGUGGGCAGCAUGUAUAUUCAAAGGCAGGCGAUGUUACAAACCCCGAAGGUGGAGCGUGUGAUGAAGGAGAACCUGUCGUAGACAUUCUUGUAUGGAGAAGGCGGGAUGCGUGGGUGCGGCUUUUGAUAUUGAUUUCGGGUGCUGGUGUUAGCUUUAGGGGAUUGCAGUGAACGGGGCGUAUGUCAUGGCGAGUUGGGUGCGUAGAUUUGUGGUAGUUGUGUUUGUGCAGUGUUGUUUUCUGGUAAGCUCCAGUUGGACGGAGGAGCUCGGAUUAUGUGGAAGAUCAGUUGUGAGGAACCUGACGGAACUAGGACAGGACAGCUAUGGGAGGCCUGGGCUGAUGCACAUGACCAUUGCUGGGGCCGUCCAUCACGGCAUGAAAGAGAUGGAGGUAUGGAUGCAAACGUUCGCUCCGAACUCCGGAACACCGAUUCAUCGGCAUGAAUGCGAAGAGGUUUUCAUCACACUGAAGGGUCACGGAACCCUGUAUCUCAGCCGAAGUCGCGAGCUGGAUGCUCCUGGAGAGCCGGAGGAGUUCCAGAUAUACCCAAAUGCGACGUUCACAAUUCCAGUGGAUUCGGUGCAUCAGGUGAGGAACACGAAUCAAGGCGAAGAUCUGCAGGUGGUCGUGACCAUCUCCAGGCCUCCCAUGAAAUCAUUCAUUUACAAGGAGUGGUCUACUCCCCACGCCGAAGCAGUAUACGAGCCAAGAGAGUGGGAUAAGGAGGACAAGUUGUCGAGUGCAUCGCAGCAGUGCAAGGAGCCUGAAGCAGAGGAUGAUGUGAUGGCAGACAUUGCGAAAUUGCUCGGUAGGAGCAUUGAGGACAUUGUGGUGUCUGAUGAGAUAAGGUAGUGCAGGUGGUAUGAGGUUUUGUAGCGCAGUUGUGGGAGUGGAGACGCUGCGGCGCGGUCGGUGGGAUGGCUUGUGUACCGGGGGAUGGGAAUUGGACUGGUGGGCAGAUAGCGGCUGAGUGCAGGGAGCAACUAGUGCUACCAGGAAGCCUGUGUAAUGCAGUCGAGCGCCGGACCGAACACGGUGUAUGUGUCGGGGAGCGCUUUUUUGACGAUUAUUGGGGCGGUGGACGGAGAUGCGGGGAGUGUUGCGUGUAUGUGAAGACGCUUUGAGGGCCAUGACGCGGUUGUGAAGUUAGUCAGAGGAACCCGAAAGGAUAGGUGGUAGGAAUGUGGCUUGUAUGUGUCCGAGUAGUGGUGGGUUAGAGUUUCAGUGAGGGGCGGAAAGAAGUACCUGCGAGUGGGGAACGGUUCAUCCUUUCUCCGGUAUGAGGUGUGAAAGUAGGAAGGUUCAUUAAGUAUGUUUUGUUUGGAUGUUAUUAAGUCGCAUUAACUGCUCAAAUAUAUCCUCAUUUGAAGGGGUACAGCGAAGCGUCUAGGACUGUGUACCAUGGAGGUUUGACUGAUCGUAACAGGCACAACUGUGAGUCAACUGAAUAAACGGUGCUGCACUUACUUGACUAUCA
This is a messenger RNA of Physcomitrium patens, 1873 nucleotides long. RefSeq names its product auxin-binding protein T85. The record is from RefSeq and is a predicted model, not a curated record. Gene Ontology annotation, molecular function: auxin binding. Lineage: Eukaryota; Viridiplantae; Streptophyta; Bryopsida; Funariales; Funariaceae.